Messenger RNA from Elaeis guineensis (African oil palm), 2022 nucleotides. RefSeq names its product dol-P-Man:Man(5)GlcNAc(2)-PP-Dol alpha-1,3-mannosyltransferase. Gene Ontology annotation, cellular component: endoplasmic reticulum. NCBI's taxonomy places the organism in Eukaryota, Viridiplantae, Streptophyta, Magnoliopsida, Arecales, Arecaceae. The record is from RefSeq and is a predicted model, not a curated record. Gene Ontology annotation, molecular function: dol-P-Man:Man(5)GlcNAc(2)-PP-Dol alpha-1,3-mannosyltransferase activity.
GCCGUUUGCGCCACCUGCUGCACCGACCCCUGGCUUCCUGGCGAACCCGCACCCACGCCCUCCGUGGCAGCCUCCAUCGCCGCCCUCAUCCACCCCACCUCCCCUCCCGCCUACCGCUGCUCCGUGCCUUCAGCACCGCACCUCGAUCCUCUGGUUGUCUGCGCCGCCCCGAUCGCCCGCCCUGUUCACCCUCCCUCAAAAAUAAAACCUGGAAUCGCCGGUCCAGUGGUGAUUUCGAUGAAAUCGUCAUUUAGAGCGGCGAUUUCAAUUUUUCACUUCAUCUGUCUAUUUGGUGAGCUGAGGUAGCCGCGCGGUAGUUUUGGAAAUAAGUUGGGGGACGGGAUAUUUUUGGAAAUAUAUAAUAAAAAAAUAAUAAUAAAAAAUCCCCUAUACCCCACGCCUCUCUCAAACGUUGCGCCGAGAUAGAGAGAGAGAGAGGGGUGGGCAGCCGGAGGAGAGAAAGAACUCCAGAAUCGAAGAUUUACAGCGAGUAGCGGCAGAGCGGAGCAGAGGAGGGGUCCUUCAAAACCCCCUCCCGGACGCCAUGGCAGGAGUCAAAUCGGUCGGCAAGAAACCCUGUGCAGCCCUCAGCGGCCCCAGAAUUUCAAAGCCACUCUUCGCUUCAGCCUUGCUGAUUCUUGAUUCAAUCUUGGUCUCCCUCAUCAUAUGCUACGUCCCAUAUACCAAGAUAGAUUGGGAUGCAUACAUGUCUCAGGUAGAUGGGUUUCUUGGUGGAGAGAGGGAUUACACGAAGCUGAAAGGGGACACAGGGCCUUUGGUUUAUCCAGCGGGGUUUCUCUACAUCUACUCUGCGAUCAAGUUUAUAACUGGCGGGCAGGUCUUUCCUGCUCAGAUUUUAUUUGGAAUUCUGUACAUUGUUAAUCUGGGCGUUGUUCUGUUGAUAUAUAUAAAGAACGACAUGCUUCCAUGGUGGGGUCUUGGGUUGCUAUGUUUGUCAAAGAGAAUCCAUUCCAUAUUUAUGCUUCGUCUCUUUAAUGACUCUUUUGCGAUGACCCUUCUCCACUGUUCCCUGGCUUUGCUUCUUUAUCAAAAGUGGCAUCUGGCUUUGAUUAUUUUCAGUGGUGCUGUGUCAAUUAAGAUGAAUGUGCUUCUUUACGCUCCCUCCUUAUUUCUACUGAUGUUGAAGGGAAUGACUAUUGAGGGGGUUUUUUCUGCCUUGCUGGGUGCUGCAUCAUUGCAGAUUCUUUUGGGUUUGCCUUUCCUGUUAACAUAUCCGAUUGGGUACAUUUCAAGAGCCUUCAAUCUUGGACGCAUCUUCAUCCAUUUCUGGUCUGUAAAUUUCAAAUUUGUUCCAGAAGAAUUUUUUGUAUCCAAAGAAUUUGCGGGUGUUUUGCUGCUGCUUCAUCUUACCUUGCUUGGAGUGUUUGCACAUCAUAGAUGGUCACUGCAUGAAGGAGGACUUUUCCAUCUGUUGCAUUCAAGACUUAGUAAUGCUGUAUCAAGACUCUUCUCUAUUCGACAGUUUCUUUCAUGCGAAUCAAGAUACAAAACUCUUAGUAGAGAACAUAUCACAACAGUAAUGUUUGUUGGGAACUUCAUCGGCAUUGUGUGUGCUCGAUCUCUGCAUUACCAAUUCUAUUCAUGGUAUUUCUACUCUUUGCCUUUUCUUCUAUGGAAGACGCCUUUCCCUACUUCUCUCCGGCUUGUUCUGUUUGCUGCUGUGGAGCUCUGCUGGAAUAUUUUUCCUUCUAACUUUUAUUCUUCUUUAUUAUUACUCUGUAUACAUCUCUCCAUUUUAUGGGGCCUCUGGAUUGCCCCAUGUGAGUAUCCCUAUGUUGAUGGAAAACCAUCCCAGACAAAGCAGGAAUAACCUCUUUCAUGAUGACAGCCAAGUUGUUGGUCUUCUUUAAGCCAUGCUAAUUGUAUCGCAAUUCUUACGAAACAACAAAAACCUGUAUCACAAUGCAAUUUUAGAUCUUGACUGAAUAGUUUUGAUGUCCUGCAUUGUUGAGGCUGUUCCCAUGCUUGUAAUGGAAAUGAUGUUUUACCUUUUUCUGUUAA